Schistocerca piceifrons (Central American locust) is the source of this 993-nucleotide messenger RNA. RefSeq names its product cocaine esterase-like. NCBI's taxonomy places the organism in Eukaryota, Metazoa, Arthropoda, Insecta, Orthoptera, Acrididae. The record is from RefSeq and is a predicted model, not a curated record. Bases 55 to 993 code for a protein of 312 amino acids. The transcript has 6 exons.
AGGGCCAUUGCGCACAGUGGCGUGGCUGUGGGGGACGGUGUGUGCUCUGACCGCAUGCGGGAUCGCUCCUUCGCGCUUGGCGCCCACCUGGGCCUCAAGACAGGCGACGCCAAGCAGCUGGUGGACUUCCUGAGGAAACAGCCGCCGCAGCUGCUCGUUGAGAACGCCAUGUUCGGCCGCACUGAAGAGGAUAAGGCCCGCGGUGUGCUGUUCCCGUUCGUGGGCACAGUGGAACCAGCUGAUGCUGAGGGCGGGGCCUUCUUCCCGCGGGACCUCACGCAGCUGCUGCGCUCUGGGGACUUCCAGCAUGUGCCCCUGAUCAUGGGUGUCUGCACCAAUGAGGGCUCCGUCUUUGCUGCAGAGGUCGUACGUGACACGGUCCGCGAAUCCAGCUACGCUAAGAACCCCCGCCUGCUGAUCCCCACCAACCUGCGCUGCCCUGAAGCGGACAGGGACGACGUGGCCGAGGAGAUUCAGUGCUUCUACUUUGGAGACCGCGACAUCGGACCCGACACGCAAGUGGAGCUCUUCACACUUCUAGGGGACCUGAUGUUUACAUUUCACGCUGUGCGAGUGGCCAAAAUACACAGCUCCAAGCCGACAGCCCCAGCCCACUUCUUCGUUUUCCACUACACGAAUGAGCAUCUUCCCGAAGGGCCACUAGGAGAGGUGGCCCGAAAGCUCAGGGAGAAAUUUAACGGCGCUGGUCAUGGACAAGACUUCCCGUAUUUCUGCCGCGGCACCAUUUACGGAGAUCCACCGCCAAAAGAUACCUUCGAAGGGAAACUCGCCGAUCAACUGACGCGCCUCUGGACCAACUUCGCCAAAACAGGCCAAGUAGCAGACCCCGAGGUGGAGGUGUCAUGGCCGCCUUUCACAGAGAAGGAUCAAUGCUUCCUGCACAUCACCAGCGACGGGCUGAACAUAGCUAGGCGGCCGUUCGAGGAGCGGGUGGCCUUCUGGGACAAACUAUACGACCGAUACGACAGCUAG